AUGGGUAAUUCAGCCUCUCGACAUGCCGCGCAACAGAUUCAACGAGCCGCUGGAAAAGAAGCGGGGAAGGCUGCCGCUGCUGCUCCUCCCAGACCUCCGCCUCUCGGUCGUGCCUCGGCCGAUGCUCCUGCUGUCAUUGAGGACGCCGAAAAGGCACUCCAAGAACGCCAACAACGGGAAGCCAUAGAGUUUUCAAAGCCUCAACAAGCGCCACAACCCAAGGAUCCCGCAACGGCGACAAGACCACCACCUCCUCCUCCUCGCCCUGACAUCAAUACAGGUUUCUUGCGAGGCCAAAUUUCAGAUCCAAGAGAUGCCGCACAAGAGCAGUUUUUGGUUCACCAAAGUGGCAACAAGACCAAUGCACAGACACAGGAGCAACAAGAACUCGCCCCUGAUUUGCUCAAGUUCCUGCAGGAUGCUGGACCACUCGAGAAGAAGGUCAACAAGGAACUGACGUCGCCCCGGAUUCUCAAAGAACUAGAGCAAGAAAAGGGAGAAGAAUCGGAGAAAUUGCACAGGUUUGAGGCGGCUCAACGGAGACGCGACGACAUGAGGCUAGUGGACAACAUUGAGGGCUUUUCCACCCCUCGAACUACCAACUUCUUUACGUCUAGUACACUAGAGGAAGAAAAGGAUUUUGGCUUGACUGAUUUGGACUUGUAUGAGAUGCUUAAGCAACAAAAGGAUCCAGAGCAGUAUCAUACAGAGAAAGUGAGCGGCGCUGAAUGGUCCAAAGAGGAAAUCCAACAGCAGCAACAACUUUUGAAAGACACUUUGGAUUCCAUUGCACUCCCAGUAGUGGUCAAAGAUACCGAUAUGCAGUAUGUUGGCUUAUACCAAAAGGAACUUGACAAGGAAUUUGCCCACCAAAAAGUGGACAUUGUGGACGAAUCGAGAGUCAAGUUGGUUGUAGCGGAUCUGUAUGAUUUGGGAAAGAAGGAGAUCAAGCGAAUAAGAUAG
Messenger RNA from Seminavis robusta, 963 nucleotides. NCBI's taxonomy places the organism in Eukaryota, Bacillariophyta, Bacillariophyceae, Naviculales, Naviculaceae. The record is from the annotation of a GenBank genome assembly.